AUGGUGCGACAGUACGACAGUGAGGUGGCAACUGGCAGCGGCAGACUCCACUACAAGAAGAAGUAGUGACUCUAGUUGUGUCAUUUUGACCUGGACGCGAUUCCUCUACUUUGAGGGGGUGCUACUUGCAUUGACAAGGUCCUGUGCUGUCCAGCGCUGCCAUGUCUGCGAAAGCCAUCUCAGAGCAGACAGGAAAAGAGUUCUUGUAUAAGUAUAUCUGCACCUCAGCGGCUGUGCAGAACCGCUUUCGAUAUGCCAGUGUCACGGCCGAGACUGACUGGGACCGCCUCACACAAGAGCAUCCAUGGCUGCUGACAGAGCGGCUGGUGGUGAAGCCAGAUCAACUAAUCAAGCGUCGUGGGAAGCUUGGGCUGGUGGGCAUCAACCUGGACCUGCAGGGUGUCAAAGAGUGGCUCCAAGCCCGCCUUAUGAGAGAGACCACUGUUGGGAAGGCAAAGGGCGUGCUGAAGAACUUCCUCAUUGAGCCAUUUGUCCCACACCCGCAGGACGAGGAGUUUUAUGUGUGUAUUUAUGCCACACGUGAGGGCGACCAUGUGCUGUUCCACCAUGAGGGAGGAGUGGAGGUGGGCGACGUGGACUCCAAGGCCGAGAGGCUGAUGGUUGCAGUGGAUGAAAAGCUGAGUGAGGUCCAGGUGACAGAGCAGCUCCUCACAAAUGUUCCUGAUGAUAAGAAAGAAGUCUUGGCCAGUUUUAUAGUUGGCCUCUUCAACUUAUAUGAAGACCUCUACUUCACCUACCUUGAGAUCAACCCUAUAGUUGUCACCAAAGACGGAGUGUACGUCCUCGACAUGGCAGCCAAGAUCGAUGCCACAGCAGAUUACAUCUGCAAGGCUAAAUGGGGUGACGUGGAGUUUCCACCACCCUUUGGCAGAGAAGCAUAUCCUGAGGAGGCAUACAUAGCUGAUCUGGAUGCAAAGAGCGGUGCUAGUCUGAAGCUCACCCUGCUGAACCCGCGCGGCAGGAUCUGGACCAUGGUGGCUGGAGGAGGGGCUUCAGUCGUCUACAGCGACACCAUCUGUGACCUGGGUGGGGUGGAUGAACUGGCCAACUAUGGAGAGUACUCUGGCGCACCCAGUGAACAGCAGACCUACGACUACGCUAAAACCAUCCUUUCUCUCAUUACACGGGAGAAACAUCCUCAAGGGAAAGUGCUGAUCAUCGGAGGAAGUAUUGCCAACUUCACCAACGUAGCAGCCACAUUCAAGGGCAUUGUCAGGGCCAUCAAAGACUACCAAGGUCCCCUGAAGGAGCAUGAGGUCACCAUCUUUGUUCGACGUGGCGGGCCAAACUACCAGGAGGGGCUGAGGGUCAUGGGGGAAGUAGGGAAGACCACAGGUAUUCCCAUCCAUGUCUUUGGUACUGAGACCCAUAUGACGGCCAUCGUUGGAAUGGCUCUGGGCCACAAGCCAAUUCCUAACCAGCCCCCGAUGGACGCACAUACGGCCAACUUCCUCCUCAAUGCCAGCAACAGUGCAGUGACUCCAGCUGCAAGCAGGACGGCUUCAUUCUCUGAACCUAGGACCUCAAACGAUGUCACCCCGGCUAAAAAGUGUAAAGCAGGUCUUCCAGCAGAAGCGCAAGCCUCUUCUGGCUGCAGCGGAGCCAAAGCCACCACACUCUUCAGAAAGCAAACCAAGACCAUAGUCUGGGGCAUGCAGACACGGGCAGUGCAAGGCAUGCUGGACUUCGACUACGUAUGCUCCCGGGAUGAACCCUCUGUGGCAGCCAUGGUCUACCCCUUCACUGGGGAUCAUAAGCAGAAGUUCUACUGGGGCCACAAGGAGAUCCUGCUGCCGGUCUAUAAGAACAUGGCCGACGCCAUGAAGAAGCAUACCGAUGUGGACGUCCUGAUCAGCUUUGCUUCACUGCGCUCAGCCUUCGACAGCACUAUGGAGGCCAUGCAGUAUUCACAGAUCCACACUAUCGCCAUCAUAGCUGAGGGAAUCCCUGAAGCUCAGACAAGGAGGAUAAUAAAGAUGGCUGAUGAGAAAGGUGUCACUAUCAUUGGACCCGCUACGGUUGGUGGCAUCAAGCCGGGCUGUUUUAAGAUCGGCAACACAGGUGGCAUGCUGGACAACAUCCUGGCAUCUAAACUCUAUCGCCCUGGUAGCGUAGCAUAUGUGUCCCGCUCUGGGGGAAUGUCCAACGAGCUGAACAACAUCAUCUCCCGCACCACAGAUGGCGUCUAUGAAGGUGUGGCUAUUGGAGGAGACAGAUAUCCAGGCUCCACCUUCAUGGACCACGUCCUUCGUUACCAGGACACUCCAGGGGUUAAGAUGAUAAUAGUGCUGGGAGAGAUUGGAGGCACAGAGGAGUACAAGAUCUGCCAAGGCAUCAGAGAGGGCAGGAUAACCAAGCCUGUGGUGUGCUGGUGUAUCGGAACCUGCGCCACCAUGUUCGCCUCAGAGGUUCAGUUCGGCCAUGCAGGUGCUUGUGCUAACCAGGCUUCAGAGACGGCAGUCGCCAAGAACCAGGCUCUAAGGGACGCUGGUGCUUAUGUACCCAAGAGCUUUGAUGAGCUGGGGGAUGUUAUCAAGACGGUUUAUGAUGAACUGGUUGCCAAUGGUACUAUCAUUCCUGCCCAGGAGGUGCCUCCUCCCACAGUGCCUAUGGAUUACUCCUGGGCCAGGGAGUUGGGUCUGAUCCGUAAGCCAGCCUCCUUCAUGACCAGCAUCUGUGACGAACGAGGCCAGGAGCUCAUCUAUGCUGGCAUGCCCAUCACAGAGGUCUUUAAAGAGGAGAUGGGGUUAGGAGGAGUCCUGGGCCUACUUUGGUUCCAGCGCAGGUUGCCGCGCUAUGCCUGCCAGUUCAUUGAGAUGUGCCUGAUGGUGACUGCUGAUCACGGACCUGCCGUCUCUGGUGCACACAACACCAUCGUCUGUGCUCGUGCUGGGAAGGACCUUAUCUCAAGCCUCACUUCCGGCCUGCUCACCAUCGGGGACCGUUUUGGAGGUGCUUUGGAUGCAGCUGCGAAGCAGUUCAGCAAGGCAUUUGACAGCGGCAUGCUGCCCAUGGAGUUUGUCAACAAGAUGAAGAAGGAUGGCAAGCUGAUCAUGGGCAUCGGCCACAGAGUCAAAUCAAUCAACAACCCUGACAUGCGGGUACAGAUUCUGAAGGACUUUGUGAAGCAGCACUUCCCCUCCACCCAGCUCCUCGACUACGCUCUAGACGUAGAGAAGAUCACCACCUCCAAGAAACCCAACCUGAUCCUCAACGUAGACGGUUUUAUCGGGGUUUCCUUUGUGGACCUGCUGAGGACGUGUGGUGGCUUCACACGAGACGAGGCUGAUGAGUUUGUGGAGAUCGGUGCACUAAAUGGGAUCUUUGUCCUCGGCCGUAGUAUGGGCUUUAUUGGACAUUAUCUGGACCAGAAGAGGCUGAAACAGGGUUUGUACCGCCACCCCUGGGACGACAUCUCCUAUGUGCUUCCUGAACACAUGUCCAUGUAAUCCCCACAUCACAGAAUGGGAUGAACUUCCAGAUGGGACUGCUCGAGUGGGUCAGGCAGCAUUACACAUCUCACUUAACGUAUAAACAGUGUGUACUCUCUGGUUAUGACAACAGUGGCAUUGGGAAAACUUUGCAGGGUUAUUCUGGAAAAUGGAAGUACUGUCUGUCUGAGGAAUCUGGGUAGAAGUUUUCGGUCUAGUUUUUUCACGGAGAAAAAAGGGGAAGUAUAUUUUUAGAUUUAGUUUUUGACAAAUUAUUUAAAGUCCGAGAUGUAACUUAUUCAGUUUUGACCAUAGACCCAAAUCAAUGCAAACUACCACCGUUGCAGAAGCACAAAAUUAAUUGGUACUUUAAAAAACAAAAACGGGCAAAAGGACAGGAUGCAAGCACAUCUCAGAUCUUAGUACUGCAUUACAAUAAAUUAGCUAAUCUGCAGUAAAAGCUGCUGAUGUGAAAUUUGUUGGGAAAGUGCAACAAUUAAAUAACAUGUCUUUUUUUGUUUUAUAUUACUUACAAAAAAUAAUUUAAAAAAUAUCAGCAUUUGCCUGUUUUAGGCCACAGGAAAGCGUGCUUAAUUAUGCUUUCUGGCUUUCUGAGUAUUGCACCUUAGUUUAAACACUAGCAAAUAAUGUGAGUUCACUCCCACUGGAAAACAUAGUCGUCGUCACAAGAUAAACCAAAGUUACUUUUAGGGAUUCGUUGUCUUUGUUAAAAGAUUUUUAAAAAACGGGUCCAGUGGUUGAUAUUACAGAGCUUAUCUCAAUCUUAUGUUUUGAAAAGGAGGCAUUGUAAUGGGAUAAAAGAUUUAAGCAGAUGAUUAUUUAAGUGACACUCCACUAUUGCCUUUCCUAAAACAACUCUGGUUGUAAACCAUUGGUUGAAAUUCAUCAGCUACUGUAAAUUAGAUGCAGUUUUGAGGUGUUCAAGUCUUUCACUCCCAGUAUAAAUUGUACUACUU
Centropristis striata (black sea bass) is the source of this 4429-nucleotide messenger RNA. RefSeq names its product ATP citrate lyase b (gene aclyb). The coding region runs from base 162 to 3470 and encodes 1102 amino acids. Gene Ontology annotation, cellular component: cytosol. Gene Ontology annotation, biological process: citrate metabolic process; acetyl-CoA biosynthetic process; tricarboxylic acid cycle. Lineage: Eukaryota; Metazoa; Chordata; Actinopteri; Perciformes; Serranidae. The record is from RefSeq and is a predicted model, not a curated record. Gene Ontology annotation, molecular function: ATP citrate synthase activity. The transcript is spliced from 29 exons.